Messenger RNA from Lasiosphaeria miniovina, 594 nucleotides. RefSeq lists its product as uncharacterized. Bases 1 to 594 code for a protein of 197 amino acids. NCBI's taxonomy places the organism in Eukaryota, Fungi, Ascomycota, Sordariomycetes, Sordariales, Lasiosphaeriaceae. The record is from RefSeq and is a predicted model, not a curated record. The transcript has 3 exons.
AUGUGGCCCCCGGCAGCCACACGGCUCGGCGCCUUUUGCGGGCAUCUAUCGGAGAACGCGCAGCUCGACGCCGUUCUCCAGCUUCUCUUUGUCUUUGGCCUGGCGGUUUGGCUUCUCCUCGGCGCCCCUAUCCGCAUCUUCCAGCUCUACGGAGCCAAGCUCGUCGUGCUCCCCAACCGCCGCGGAUAUUUCAAGAUCGCCGGAACAGUCACCCUCUUUGCCCUGCAGCUUGCUUCCCUCGUCUUCGGCAUCCUGAACCACGCCCACUGGGGUCUGCUAGCAUCGCGAGUUCUGUCUUUUGUCGCCGCUUUCGCCGUCUGCGUUCUCUCGUUCCUCGAACACGGCCGAAAUGUCGUCCCUUCCACCCUGUUGACCAUCUACUUCGCUGGUCUCCUCUACGUGGCCUGGAACCUAUGCCACCCCUGGGGCCUUCCGUCUGUCAUCUUCGCUGCGAGAGCUUUGGUCCUCGUCCUCGAGGGCCCGGUCAAGACCGACAUCCUCCGCGAGCCUUACGACAAGCUGUCACCCGAGGAAACGGCGGGCUUCUUCGGCGUCGUCUUCUGGUGGGUGAACAAGAUUCUCAAGAAGGGAUAA